Molecule: messenger RNA, 1258 nt
Organism: Xenia sp. Carnegie-2017
Lineage: Eukaryota; Metazoa; Cnidaria; Anthozoa; Malacalcyonacea; Xeniidae
Product: WD repeat domain phosphoinositide-interacting protein 4-like
Exons: 10
Coding region: 160-1173 (337 amino acids)
Biological process (GO): autophagy of mitochondrion; nucleophagy; protein localization to phagophore assembly site
Cellular component (GO): cytosol; phagophore assembly site membrane; extrinsic component of membrane
Molecular function (GO): protein binding; phosphatidylinositol-3-phosphate binding; phosphatidylinositol-3,5-bisphosphate binding
Source: RefSeq, a predicted model, not a curated record
AAAAGUAAAUAUGGCUGACAAAACAAUUCGUGAAAUGGCUUUUUUGUUGUCAUUUUUUAUGUGAAAAUGCUUUAAACGUACUUUAAACUUAAAAGCUAAUGACGUUUCUUUCAUAAACUGAACAAAAUCAACGCUUCAGUGUCGCUAGUUAUUUUUUGUAUGGACAAAGUGAUUUCAAUAAACUUCAACCAGGAUCAAAGUUGUUUUGCCAGUGCAAUGCAAAAUGGUUUCAAGAUUUAUAAUGCAGUUCCUCUUACCGAAAAAUUAAGCAAAGAUGGUAUCGGAGUUGUUUCCAAAGUGGAAAUGCUGUACAGAAGUAAUCUGAUUGCAAUAAUAAAGAAUGGAACGGAAACCUUUUCAAAAAAUAAAGUGCUCAUAUGGGAUGAUAAACUCUGUAAAUUUGUUUUGGAGUUCAAAUUCAACACUCCUGUUUUGAGUGUGAGACUGCGAAAAGAUAUGAUACUCUUUGUUUUACGAACAAGAAUUUACGUUUGCUCAUUUCCAAACAAUCCAAAAGAAAUCAUGUAUUUUGAAACCAGAGAAAACCCCAAAGGAUUAUGUGAGGUUUGUCCAAACGAAGAAAGCUCUUUGGUUGUUUUUCCUGCAAAGAAAUGUGGUGCAAUUGAAGUCAGUGAUUUAUCAUCAGUUCAACCUGGUAUUUCUUCAUCACCAGUUACAAUAACUGCCCACCAGGGAGAAAUUGCAUGUAUUGCAUUGAAUCAGCUAGGAGAAAUGGCAGCUACUGCUUCAGACAAGGGCACAUUAAUACGAGUAUUUAAUCUGUCAAAGAAACAAUUGGUAGUGGAACUUAGACGUGGAGCUGAUCAUGCUACUCUAUACAGCAUCAACUUUAGUGACGAUUCAUCGUAUCUUUGUGCCUCAAGUGAUAAAGGAACUGUACAUAUUUUUGCAUUAAAAGACACCUCUUUAAACAAACGAUCAACGUUGUCGAAAAUGGCGUUUCUUGGUCAAUACGUUGAAUCACAAUGGGCUUUGGCAAACUUCACCAUUCCUUCAGAAUGUCCUUGUAUUUGUGCGUUUGGCCCUUUUCCAAAUUCCGUGAUUGCUAUCUGCAUUGAUGGCACGUUUCAUAAAUACAUAUUUACACCCGAUGGAAACUGCAGCAGAGAAGCUUUUGACAUAUUUUUAGAAGUAACGAGAGACGAUUUCUAAUUUGUCCUCUGACGCGUUUAAUGUAAAUUGUAAGAUAAAUAAUUGUAAUUGUAAAUUAUCAACGACUAUUUUCUGUGUAUUGCAA